Medioppia subpectinata is the source of this 306-nucleotide messenger RNA. The record is from the annotation of a GenBank genome assembly. NCBI's taxonomy places the organism in Eukaryota, Metazoa, Arthropoda, Arachnida, Sarcoptiformes, Oppiidae.
UCCACCUGUCCUAAACCAUCAGCGGGGCCAACCCGCCCAACUCGGGCGCCAACCCCCAAACCAACCGCCAUACCAUUUGUCUGUCCCGUGGAUGACAUCGCCCGCACCCAUUGUGCGAAACCAACGGACUGUCUCUACCCAUUCGUUGGCGAUUGCAGUAAAUUCAUUCAAUGCACGGUAGAUCCCGAUGGUAGUGGUUGGCCCACUCUCUUGCCCUGUCCGGCGGGUUUCGAGUGGAAUGAUAAUAAAAAGAUAUGCGACUGGCCAAUUAGCUCCACAUGCCCUAAACCAACCAAACAGCCCACU